Fonsecaea nubica is the source of this 1578-nucleotide messenger RNA. RefSeq lists its product as hypothetical. The record is from RefSeq and is a predicted model, not a curated record. Gene Ontology annotation, cellular component: cytoplasm. The transcript is spliced from 5 exons. Bases 1 to 1578 code for a protein of 525 amino acids. Gene Ontology annotation, molecular function: glycine hydroxymethyltransferase activity; pyridoxal phosphate binding; cobalt ion binding. Lineage: Eukaryota; Fungi; Ascomycota; Eurotiomycetes; Chaetothyriales; Herpotrichiellaceae. Gene Ontology annotation, biological process: L-serine catabolic process; tetrahydrofolate interconversion; folic acid metabolic process.
AUGGCCCGUUCAAUACUUGCAAAGAGGCUUUGGUCCUCACAGUCCUUGGCCUUCAAACCAUCGAUAUGUCUCUCAUGCAGGGUAACUAUCAGAGGGCUGUCGUCUUCUCGAACACAGGGUUCGGCCCAGACUGAGGCCCAAAACAAGUUACUGGGUGAGCAUCUCAAACAAGCAGAUCCCGAGAUCUAUGAGAUCUUGCAGCACGAGAUACGUCGGCAGAGACAUUUUAUCAAUCUCAUCCCUUCCGAAAACUUCACCUCUCAGGCUGUGCUGGAUGCCUUGGGCAGUGUCAUGCAGAACAAGUACUCAGAGGGAUACCCGGGCGCACGGUACUACGGAGGCAACGAACAUAUCGACGAGUCCGAGAGACUAUGUCAGAAGCGCGCUCUGGAGACAUAUCGCCUGAAUCCAGAAGAAUGGGGGGUCAAUGUCCAACCCUUGUCUGGUUCUCCCGCUAACCUCUACGCCUACUCCGCCCUCCUCAACACACACGACCGUAUCAUGGGUCUCGAUCUCCCCCAUGGAGGCCAUCUGUCCCACGGUUACCAAACUCCCACCAAGAAGAUAUCCAUGAUCUCCAAGUACUUCGAGACCUUCCCAUAUCGCCUGGACGAGUCAACGGGAUUGAUUGACUACGACAAGAUGCUCGAGUAUGCUCUUCUGUACCGACCCAAAAUCAUCAUCGCCGGAACCUCUGCGUACAGCCGGUUGAUUGACUACAACCGCAUGCGCGAGAUUGCCGACGAAGUGGGUGCUUACCUGUUGUCCGACAUGGCUCACAUAUCCGGCCUGGUCGCCGCGGAUGUGAUUCCAAGCCCCUUCCAAUACUCGGACGUGGUGACAACCACAACGCACAAAUCGCUUCGUGGUCCUCGAGGUGCCAUGAUCUUCUACCGCAAGGGCGUGCGCCGAACAACCAAGAAGGGCGAGAAGGAGCUGUACGACCUGGAAGGUCCCAUCAACGCGUCCGUCUUUCCCGGCCACCAAGGCGGUCCGCAUAACCACACCAUCACCGCCCUCGCCGUUGCCCUCAAGCAGGCUCAAACGAAAGAAUUCAAGGAGUACCAGAAGACCGUGCUGUCGAAUGCCAAGGCCCUUGCAGAACGACUCGGCAAUUCCGCCUACACAGGUGGUCUGGGCUACAACAUCGUCAGUGGCGGGACCGACAACCACUUAGUCCUGGUCGAUCUGAAAUCCAAGGGCAUCGACGGUGCUCGCGUAGAGCGCGUGCUCGAGCUGUGCGGCGUGGCCGCGAACAAGAACACGGUUCCCGGGGACAAGUCUGCCCUGAGGCCUGGGGGUCUAAGAAUGGGCUCGCCUGCAAUGACCACACGGGGUUUCCAGCCAAGCGACUUCACGCGCGUGGCGGAGAUAGUUGAUCGUGCAGUGUCCAUUUCUAUCAAGGUGGAUAAGAGCGCCCGAUCGGAUGCAGAAGCGAAGGGCAAGAAGAAUCCCGGAGCAGUCAAGAGUUUCUUGGAUUAUCUCAAGGACGGGACGGAAGUCGCCGAGAUUCUUACGCUGAGGAAGGAAGUGGAAGAUUGGGUUGGUACAUUUGCAGAGCCGUGGGUGAAGGGAUAA